CCCUAUUUUUCCCCCAAAAAACCUAAGAAGAACCUAACAUAAGCCACUGAAGAGCCAAAACCAAAAAAAAAAAAGAAAAAAAGAAAAAAAGAAAAACCUCAAAACCCCCGUAUAAUCCCAAAAUCCUUGUUGUUGUUGGAUUAAGAAUUCUGCAUUUAUUGGGAUUUGUUCAAUGCUUAAAUGCGCCUUUUCUCCCUCUUUACUAUUAUUUCUUCAUAUUUCAUGUCUUUUCUUGAUGCACCAACAUAAAGGGUUUCAAAGCAAUCAUUGAAGUUGACAACUUUCAGUUCUGGUACUACUAUUUUCUGAACAACAUGAGUGAUUCUAAGGUAUUUUUAUUCGGUUCAUUUACUGAAGAUGAAACAAAGUCAUUGCUGAACCAGCCAUCUAAUUGUGAUGGGAAUAAACGCAUAGAAGAGAAGGUGCUAGUUAAUUCCUCAAAAUUGGUGCCUGAUUUAUCUUUUGGAAGUUUCAGUGCUGUAUUAGAUUCCCAAUCAGCUUCUUCAAAAGAGAGAGUAGGCUCAGAUUCCUCUACUACUCUCAAGGGGCAGAAAGCUGGGCAUGAGAAACCAGAUGCAGAUAACUUACAAAGAGAAAUCAAGCAGAAUGGAGAUUGCUACAUCAAUGGACAUGAAGAAUCUGCAGUGGUACACAAUAUAGACUUAAGCAAUUUAUAUGUGUCGGAAUAUGAGGGUAAAGCUAUUAAGAAGUUGUCUGGUACUGCUGGACGAGAUGAUGAUGCACUAAUUAAUAAAGGAAAUUUGAAUGGGACCACUAGCAAUUCAGCAAAAAGUGCACAUUCAGCACAGGCCCCUCCAGAGGUAUCUGGUGGGCCUCUUGAGGUUGCGGGCUUGAUACCUCGUGGUUUAAUCAACUCAGGGAACUUAUGCUUCCUUAAUGCUACAUUACAAGCUCUUUUGUCCUGUUCUCCUUUCGUUGAGCUUUUGCUAAAGCUAAGGAUACAGAGUAUUUCGAAGGCGGAGUAUCCAAUAUUAGCUGCAUUUGUGGGGUUUCUUUCUCAGUUUGUCGUACCUAGUUCUACAAGUUCAAUGAAGAAAGAUGCAACCAGUAUUGAAGUCGGUACGCCCUUCAGCCCGGCAAUGUUUGACAUAGUUCUGAGGAGAUUUACUCCUGAUGUGCAUAAAUCCAUUUCUGGCAGGCCAAGACAAGAAGAUGCACAGGAGUUCCUUAAUUUCGUAAUGGAUCAGAUGCAUGGUGAAUUACUGAAGCUUGAAGGGCAAUCAGGUUCAAGUGGGAAAAAUUCAUCUCUUGUUUCAUCAGAAGAAGAUGAUGAAUGGGAAACUGUUGGCCCAAAGAACAAAUCUGCUGUCACAAGAACUCAGGACUUUGUUCCGUCAAACUUGAGUGCCAUUUUUGGAGGACAGUUGAAGAGCCUUGUAAAAGCUAGAGGGAACAAAGCCUCUGCCACUGUUCAACCAUUUUUGGUGCUCCAUCUUGAUAUUUCCCAUGAAGCUGUUCAUAACCUUCAAGAUGCUCUCCGCCUAUUUUCUGCCCCUGAGACACUCGAGGGAUAUAGAACAACGGUGGGAAAGGUUGGUGUGGAUACUGCCAGAAAAUCUAUCAGCAUACAGACACUUCCUAAGAUGAUGAUUUUGCAUCUGAAGCGGUUUGGUUAUGGAAGCUAUGGAAGUACCAAAUUGCAUAAACCGGUGCGAUUCCCUCUUGAACUGGUGAUAAGCCGCGAUUUGCUUGCUUCUUCGACUACCGAGGGUCGACGAUAUCAACUUGUUUCAACUAUCACCCACCAUGGGAGGGAAGCUUCUAAGGGGCACUACACUGCCGAUUGUCGUCACCAGAGUGGGAAGUGGUUGCGGUUUGAUGAUGCCUCUGUUACUGCUGUUACCACCAACAAAGUGUUGCAUGAUCAAGCUUACGUUCUAUUCUAUAGACAAGUAUAGGCAACCUGCUGUUUUAAUCUAAUUAGGUGAAGGAGCUGCGAUAGAAGAAGACAUUCUAAACCCAUUGGACAUUGCUAUACUCCGGUUUCUGCAGUGCUGUGCUCUCCAGUGUCGACUCAGAUAACGACUAGUGUUUCUAUUACAAGGUCAUCAGGGAAAUGGAGCAUCCAUUGUCAUCCAUGGAAUGUGGUAAAUGUAUGGAAUCUUGUUUACCGGUUUCACUUUUCCCCCCUCAUUGUACUAGGAAAAUUUGAAUAUUCUGAAAUGGAAUCGAGGUCUAGAUGUUUCUUGAUAUUCGAUAAAGGAUAUAUGGAUUUGUCUCCAUCAGUUAUAUUAUAUAGAGGCAUUGCUUAUUUUGAUAGUA
Messenger RNA from Capsicum annuum, 2283 nucleotides. RefSeq names its product ubiquitin carboxyl-terminal hydrolase 24. The transcript is spliced from 6 exons. Gene Ontology annotation, cellular component: nucleus; cytosol. The coding region runs from base 315 to 1919 and encodes 534 amino acids. Gene Ontology annotation, biological process: protein deubiquitination. Gene Ontology annotation, molecular function: cysteine-type deubiquitinase activity; cysteine-type endopeptidase activity. The record is from RefSeq and is a predicted model, not a curated record. NCBI's taxonomy places the organism in Eukaryota, Viridiplantae, Streptophyta, Magnoliopsida, Solanales, Solanaceae.